Molecule: messenger RNA, 3295 nt
Organism: Biomphalaria glabrata
Lineage: Eukaryota; Metazoa; Mollusca; Gastropoda; Planorbidae
Product: toll-like receptor 4
Exons: 2
Coding region: 665-2743 (692 amino acids)
Biological process (GO): signal transduction
Molecular function (GO): protein binding
Source: RefSeq, a predicted model, not a curated record
GAAUUGAACUUUAAAGUUUUCAUAUAUAAAAAUGUUGGAUUUACUAAUAACACGAGUUCAGUUUGAUAUUUCUAGUAUGGGGUCAACUCAGCCAUUACAUUUAAAAUGAAUGACUCCAACAAUGUUCUUAUCUCUGUAUAAAACAUGAACUUCUAAUAGAAAGUGUUUUGCACGAUUUCUGAGCAUCAUACGAGACAAUUACUAGUACAAGGUUACAAAUGUUACAAAGAAUGGAUCCUAUUUGUUUCAAGUUUGUCUUCAUUGCAAUUCUUACUUAUAAGACAGUUUCGUUGACAGUUGUUCUCCAAGAACGAGUUUACUAACAGAUGCUACAAAUCCUUGUGAUUUAAUAGAUGUCUCUGGUAAAACUGUAGUCAACUGCUCAGGAAGAGGUCUUACCUAUAUAUCCAAAUCUUGGUUUCCAGAAAACACAAGUGAAAUAUUGCUACACAAAAACUUAUUGACUUUAGUUCCAAACGGUACACUAAACAAGCUUUCCAGGCUUGAACGGUUAAGUCUUCAGAACAAUGUAUUAACUUUUAUACAGCCCAAUGCUUUUCAAGGACUUAAAAAUUUACGAUAUUUAAAUCUAGAGAGCAAUCAUCUCAACCUGUUUAAAUUACCUGUGGACUUAUUCAGAGAUCUAAUUAACCUAACUGACCUAAUGUUAGCACAAUAUGUAAAGUAUGGUGAAUUCCAACAAAGUAAUGUAUACACAUUUAGUAAUGAAAGUUUUCCUGAUGCCAUGUUUCGGUAUUUAGUCAACUUACAAAACUUAUCUGUCAGUUCUUCUUCGGAUAUCUUGUACUUUAAUGAAGACUUUGCAAAGCUGCCUUACUUAAGAGAAUUGCACAUUUCUGGAACGUUCAGCAGAAUAGAAGAUCACAGUUUUCUAAAUGUAAGAGGUGUCACAGAUCUAUACCUGGUAAUCUGCCCUGUGAUAAAUUUCUUCAGUGAGGCAGCGUUGGCAUCUUUUAAAAGAUUAAGAAGUAUCCAGUAUCAGAUGCUGGAUCUCGGUUUACAUAAAGCAUUACGAACAUUGCGGCCUUUAGUCAACACAAACUUGACAACUGUGCUAUUUUUUCAAACUCGAAGGAAUAAGUUUAACUACUUAUCUAUUGAAAACGGAGAUGGUAUUUUGAACGCAACGGAUACCAAGUUUUUAAGACAAAUCUGUCUUGAGGAACUUAUAUUUAAUAAUAAUCAUAUCUUUAUACUUGAGAGUGGAGCAUUAUUCAGCCCCACAUUUAAUCGAUGUCUCAAAAAACUGUAUAUUUUCGAGAAGAACUUUAUAGGAUCAAACAGGGCUAGCUUCGAUAUAUUUCUGUUACAAAAUCUAAGAGAAAUCUUUAUAGCUCAUUCUGUCAUAACACCAACCAUGCAUAACAAUGUUCGCAAAGUGUUCAAACUGAUAAAUGCGUUUGACAAUUUUACUUUGGACGCCUCAUAUCAAGAAAAUAUAUUUACUCCGUAUUACCAACUUUUCUCAAAGCAAAACUCACCAUUACCGUUUGAGUUUAAAUUCUCUAAAAAUAUCUACAGAGAAAGGGGAAGUAAAUCAACGGAAAUAACCAUAGUAAUUUCAGAUUCGUUAGAAUAUAUUGCAUUAUCUUCCUUGGCAAAUGGAUUAUACUUAAACGUGCCAGUAAAAAUUAAAGGCGGUGAAAAUCUCAUUUCUGCUAACUUGAGAAAUAACGGAAUUCACCAAUUUCUUAUUCCGAUUGAAGGACUCCCUAAACUAAGAGAAUUAUAUUUAUCAUUCAAUGAUGUCUCCAUCGUAUCUCGAGACAUUCUGGAUAGUUAUCCUAAUCUAGAAAUAUUGUAUUUAGACAAUUGCAAUCUGAGUAGCGCAGUAAUGUCAGAAUAUAGUCAUCGGUUUUUUAGAAGACUUGUCAACUUAACCAAGUUAGAUUUGUCCUAUAAUGCGCUUGAUCUAUUUUCUACUGUGUCAUUUUUAAAUAAUAGAAAACUGGCGUAUUUAAAUUUGGCCGGAAAUCGAUUUAAAGACAUACCGUUUGAUUUAAAGCUUACACCGGAACUAAGAUACUUGGACAUGAGGCAGAAUGUGGUCACCGCUGUUUCCAAAAGAGACAGAGACAUAAUUGAAGACAACAGAGAGUGUCUUGGAAGUUUUCAGCUUUUCUUAGCCGACAACAUUUUGUCAUGCGGAUGCGAACACAUUGACUUUCUCCAGUGGCUGCAGUUGACCAGUGUCCAGCUUGACAAUAACAGGAACUUUACGUGCAUUAACAGUGAGGGUGUGUUGACUUAUACGCUUGUCUAUUUACAGCUAGAAGACCUCUGGAGACAAUGCUGGGGCAGGUGGUUUCUUAAUUUCUCGUUCAUUCUGCUAUUCGUCAUCGUUAUUGGGCAUCUGCUGGUCUUCUUGUGGGUUAAAAAUAAAACUGUUAUUAUUUCAAAUGUGUUUCAAUUUUUUACGAAUCUUCGUCUCAAGAAAGUAUCCGAUUAUCGAUACGGAGUUUUCAUCGGGUAUUGUAACUGUGAUUACCAGUUCGCCUGCGUGACCUUAAGAGAAUAUAUCGAAGAGAAACUUAAGUUAACCACAUUCCUGCAAGACCGUGACCUUUUACCUUCGUCUGCUGUCUCUGAAGGUAUAAUGGAGGCCAUGACCUCUAGCUACCGAAUACUUUUAGUGGUCAACGAAAACUUUGGUUCCUGUUCACUGUGCGUUCAGCUGUUUAUUCUGUCACGCCAAAUAAUCCUUUUCGUGUUGUCAUCAUAGUGGAAGAAGCGCAAGUCAAGCAGCUGCCUACAGAACUUUUCAAUUGCAUUCCCGAAGACAAUGUUAUAAGAAUUAACGAGUGGCUGCUGGAUUAUAAGCUCAAAGAAUCAUUAAGAACAAGGCUACAGUAGCUUACAUUAAUGAAUAACAAUUGAAGAAAGAGGGGGGGGGGGCAAUUUAGUAUAUCCUAAAUCGAAAUCUUAGUUUCGUAUUCCCAUAAUAUGUUUACAUAUUGUAUUUCUCAGCGACAUAGUAUUGAUGUAAGAAAUUUAAAGGGAAAAUAAUAUUAUAUCAUAUCCCGUUGAAAACCGAAAAUCAGACAUUAACUACUCUGACACCCUCAGAAAUCCGACGUGGUGCUGACGUCAACUCACGAAAGUAAUAUUCAUUAUGCAAAACAUUUUGACUGUAAGUUGGGCUUAAUUGUAAUAAGUACAGUACUGUAAAGCUGUAGUAAGUUAUGUUUUCUUAAGAUCAAUAAACGUUUGCUUUUAUAAUAUAGUUAAUUUUAUAUCCUUCGAAUUUUAAGUGAAUAGUUUAUUACAUCAUGAA